AUGGGGGACAUCAGCUUCAAUAAUUUAUCUGGACCUCUCCCUAAGGAGCUUGGAUCUUGGGCCAACAUAGAAAGAAUGCUACUUUCCUCAAACAACUUUACCUGGGAGUUGCCAGAAACAUUUGCAAUGCUUACCAAAAUAAAGGAAUUUGUUAGUGACAGUCACUUUUCCGGGCAGAUACCUGAUUUUAUUGGGAACUGUACAAGUCUUAAAAAACUAUUGAUUCAGGCUAGCGGUUUGACAGGGCCAAUUCCUUCUGGCAUUUCUCUUUUGACAAGCUUAACUGACUUGAUGUUGAGGAGUUGCAACCUUGUUGGACGCCUACCUCCAAAUCUUGGGCAAAUGGCUAAAUUGGAAACUUUAGACCUCAGCUUUAACAAGCUGACCGGAGAAAUUCCAAGCAGCUUUGCUAGUCUAGCAAAAGUGGAUUAUAUAUUCUUAACUGGAAACUUGCUGACUGGACCCGUGCCUACCUGGCCGAAAGACGUCGUCCAUGUUAAUGCCUACCUUUGCAGUGAUCUUUCAUAUAACAACCUCACCAUAGGGGAUGGAGGUUGUCUACCACCAGGCGGCAUGAACUUGUUUGCAAGCUCGUCAAAGGACAAUAGUUCAUAA
Messenger RNA from Pyrus x bretschneideri (Chinese white pear), 615 nucleotides. RefSeq names its product probable leucine-rich repeat receptor-like serine/threonine-protein kinase At3g14840. Bases 1 to 615 code for a protein of 204 amino acids. Gene Ontology annotation, molecular function: protein binding. Lineage: Eukaryota; Viridiplantae; Streptophyta; Magnoliopsida; Rosales; Rosaceae. The record is from RefSeq and is a predicted model, not a curated record. The transcript has 10 exons.